GCAGCGCUGGCACACCGGGAACCGCAGCCCACGCAGCGCGGCCAUGGGCGAGUGGGGCUUCCUGAGCUCGCUGCUGGACGCCGUGCAGGAGCACUCGCCCAUGGUGGGCCGCUUCUGGCUGGUGGUGAUGCUCCUCUUCCGCAUCCUGGUCCUGGCCACCGUGGGCAGCGACGUCUUCGAGGACGAGCAGGAGGAGUUCGUGUGUAACACGCAGCAGCCGGGCUGCAAACCCGUGUGCUACGACGCCGCCUUCCCCAUCUCGCACUAUCGCUUCCUCGUCUUCCACAUCGUCGUGCUCUCGGCGCCCGCCGCUCUCUUCGUCAUCUUCGCCGUGCACCAGGCGGCCAAGCCGGGGCGCGGGGGGGCUCCGGGCCAGCGGGCCCGCCGCCUGCAGCCCUUCUACGUGGGCAGCGUGGUGGCGCGGAUCGCCGCCGAGCUGGGCUUCCUGCUGGGCCAGGCGCUGCUCUACGGCUUCAGGGUGCAGCCGCUCUUCGUGUGCCGCCGCCGGCCCUGCCCGCACCGCGUCGACUGCUUCGUCUCCCGCCCCACCGAGAAAACCGUCUUCAUCCAUUUCUACUUCGUGGUGGGGCUGGUCUCGGCGCUGCUCAGCCUGGCCGAGCUCGCCCACCUCCUGCGCAAGGGGCCCCCGGCCCGGCCCGGCUGCUGCCACCGGCCGCAGGAGCGGGGCCCGGCGCCCGGGCAGCCGGCGGGGGCUGCGGAGGGACCCUGUGGUCCCCACCCGCGGGGGGACCUCACCGUGUGACCGGCUGCGACGAGCUGUGGCCGGUUUCAGCCCGGCGGUGACAGCGGGUCUCCGGGCCCAGAGGGGUCUCGGCCCUUGCCGUGCCAGGGAAUCCGCGCCGGGCCGAGCUGGGCCGUGCCCCGCUGCCCCCGGUUCCUGUUGUGGGCGGCGGACAGGCCUCACCCGGCAGCUGCUGGAAAAAAAAUACGGACAAAAAGAAAAUAAACAGGUCCCAUCCCUGCGCAGUGGCAGGAACACCCCUGACCCCCCAGCCCGGCACGGGGGAGGCCAGGGCUGCCCCCAGACCCCGUGCUGGGAGUGUCACAAAUGCAUCAGGGCUGGCCCCUGGCAUAGAGGGACAUGACUGUGGCAUUGGGGUGGGAAGGUCCGAGCUUUAGGGUACUGGGGGGGACCCCAAAGGGUUCUGUCCCAGCCUUUGGGGAUGAGCAGUCAUGGAGAGCAAUAUGGGGGGCCCUGGGCUGCCCUCCCGCAGCAAAGAACACCCCACUGCCCAAACAGGGCUUGGGGUGCCACAGCCUGACC
This is a messenger RNA of Onychostruthus taczanowskii (white-rumped snowfinch), 1285 nucleotides long. RefSeq names its product gap junction protein delta 3 (gene GJD3). Gene Ontology annotation, cellular component: connexin complex. Lineage: Eukaryota; Metazoa; Chordata; Aves; Passeriformes; Passeridae. Bases 44 to 763 code for a protein of 239 amino acids. Gene Ontology annotation, biological process: cell communication. The record is from RefSeq and is a predicted model, not a curated record. The transcript is spliced from 2 exons.